This is a messenger RNA of Colletotrichum graminicola M1.001, 501 nucleotides long. RefSeq lists its product as uncharacterized. The transcript has a single exon. The record is from RefSeq and is a predicted model, not a curated record. The coding region runs from base 1 to 501 and encodes 166 amino acids. Lineage: Eukaryota; Fungi; Ascomycota; Sordariomycetes; Glomerellales; Glomerellaceae.
AUGGCUUCCUCUCCUGACAUGGCCGGCAUCGCCAACCUAGGCAGCCAGCUCGCUACGAAGCUGGUGGCUUACGAGAUCGGCACGUCGCGUUCGGACUAUUCGAUCCAUAGGCUGGUCGAGGAUAUCUUCGCAACUACAACAGCACUCGGUGAGCUUCGAGAGUUCCUCGCUGCUGACGCUAGCGCGGCGUUACCUGUCUACAAGCGUGCCGGACGUGAAGCCAUUGAAGAUCUCGCAACGCGAUGCGGCAAAGUCUACACCACCAUCAUCCGUAUCAUUUACCGAGCCAGUCUCGCUGCCAAGGUUGUCGAAGGUGUUGAUUUUGAGGCGCUUAGCCCCCAGGAUCUGAAACCUUCCAGGCUCAUCGCCAUCCAGGCCAACAUCAAGUGGGGGUCGGUAUCAGACGCUUUUGACGACUGCAGAGACCAGUUGCGCUGGCUCAAGCCCAGUCUUUUGCUGCACCUACAAGUGGCCAAUAUCGCACACCUGCAGACCACGUGA